This is a messenger RNA of Gracilinanus agilis (Agile Gracile Mouse Opossum), 1350 nucleotides long. RefSeq names its product NADPH oxidase organizer 1 (gene NOXO1). Gene Ontology annotation, cellular component: cytoplasm. The record is from RefSeq and is a predicted model, not a curated record. Gene Ontology annotation, molecular function: superoxide-generating NADPH oxidase activator activity; phosphatidylinositol binding; protein binding. The transcript has 8 exons. NCBI's taxonomy places the organism in Eukaryota, Metazoa, Chordata, Mammalia, Didelphimorphia, Didelphidae. The coding region runs from base 1 to 1350 and encodes 449 amino acids. Gene Ontology annotation, biological process: superoxide anion generation.
AUGACUGGACCCCAAGAGCUAGUGUUGGUGCGAGGAGUGGGCUUUGUCCUGGACAGGCGUUCUCAGCCUUCUGGUUCCCAGAUAUUCAUCUUCUCAGUGCUCUGGUCGGACGGCAGUGACAGCUUCAUCUACAGGACCUUUCAGGAGUUCCGUCAAUUCCAUAAAAGACUGAAGGACACCUUUCCCUUGGAGGCAGGUUUGCUGAAGAGUUCCGAUUGUGUCCUCCCCAAGUUUCAAGAUGCCUUCAUACUUCUCCCCAGUCGAAGGACACGAAGGGGACUGGCCCGUUUACAGAUGCUGGAAGCCUAUUCUCAGGAACUUCUGGGGGCCCCAGAGACAGUAUCUCGAAGUGAGGUGGUCACUGGCUUUUUCCAGACUCAGCCUGGGGAUUUGGAGCCAGUCCUGCCCCAGCACAGCAUGGUGAUCAUACCUUCCUCCUGGGAGAGGCCAGAACAGAGACCAAAGAAGCCCCCUGCCCUAGGACCAGACAUCUACACCCUGGAGACCCAGACUUUCCGGUGCCUUGAUAGCUUCAGUACACAGGACACCAGGGGCAGGCCCUUUAAGGUUGGAGCUGGAGAAGAGCUGGAUGUGUUUCUAAGAUCGCCCACAGGCUGGUGGCUGGUAGAGAAUGCGGACAAGCAGAUAGCCUGGUUUCCUGCACCCUACCUCGAGGAGGUAACUCCAAAGGAGGGAUGUGAGGAGAUGCCUGCGAUACCCAGCAGUGGGCUCCUGUUCUGGAGCGCGGUAGCUUACCAAGGCAGCCGAGAGGACGAGCUGUCUGUGCCUGCGGGGGCCCGGGUGACCGUGCUAGAGGCGUCUGAGCGCGGCUGGUGGCGGUGCAGGUACCGUGGCCGCGAUGGCCUCUUGCCAGCCGUGCUCCUGCAUCGCUGCCCGGACUCCGGGAGCGCCGGCGGGCUGGGCGUGCUCCUGAGGGCGGGCCGGGGCCCACUGGGGCUCGGGCUGGAGCCUGAGCCUGGACCACUAGGCCACGGCGAAGCCACGCCUCGCGGGAGCAGGGCCAGGGAGGGGCGCCUCCCCGCGUUCGCCCAGCCUGCUCGGCCCUCCAGCCCGCGCUCAAGCUCAGAGUCAGACUGGGACAGCGAAGACGGGGAGCACAGCGGGGCCACGCCGGACUCGGGAUCCUUCCCUGCCGUGCCCGCCCGGCCCGAGUCGGGUGACAUCCUGCGGAGAUGCUGCUCUGUGACCCGGAGAGCCCAUCUCCGCCCGGGCGCCGCGAGGUCUCCAGCACCCACUCGAACUGCUGGGCUGCUGAUGUCUGCACCCCACCCUUCCCCCACUCCUAGCCUGGCCGGCUCCCCGACCUCCGGUCCCCACGUUGAGUUGUGA